AUGCCCGACCACGCCAACCAACAGCAAGACCACGACAAUGUGGACGACCCGGGAUUCAUCACUUACCAGGAGAACGGCCAAGAGCCACAGCCAGCGCACCACCUUCAGAGCAACUCCAUGGUUAGGCAAGCUGGGCUCCAGACAGCCGCCGUCGAUUCCGGUACGUCUACAUCCUCGACGACCAGCCAGGCUCGGCUGGUACCAGAGCACUCUUCGACUACCCACGCUCACCGCAACGAUCCAACCGACAUGGCGAAGUACCCCCUCGAUUUCGAUGCCAAGAACGCCUCUCUGUUGGACGCACGACUUGCCAGCAUGGAUCGCGAACUGGACGGCAUUGACUGGAGUCUUCCCAAAGAGACUCCCGCCGAGAAAGCCGCACGUCUGCAAGCAGAGCUCGAAGCCCGCCAGCGCGAGGCUCGUCGUCGCUUGGAGCAUCCUACUCCGCAAGAGCUCGAAGGCUACCAGCAGUACGCUCGUGUCGUGGCGAAGCUCAGCGACCCAACGGAUCCAUUCGUGCGUUGCUGUGGCGAGUGGGGUGACGAGGUGCUUGGUAGGGCUUCACUGCACAUGGACGAGGCUGAAGGUGACGAGAAGAUCUUCGGUUUCAAGACCACGACUUGA
Zasmidium cellare ATCC 36951 is the source of this 624-nucleotide messenger RNA. RefSeq lists its product as uncharacterized. Lineage: Eukaryota; Fungi; Ascomycota; Dothideomycetes; Mycosphaerellales; Mycosphaerellaceae. The record is from RefSeq and is a predicted model, not a curated record. The transcript has a single exon. Bases 1 to 624 code for a protein of 207 amino acids.